AUGUCUCUAGAGCCUGAAGUUCCCAUUGUGCAAAUCGAAGAAGUCAAAGAAAAUCCUGUUUUAUACAAAAUAAUUUCAAGUGACAAUCACGUUUUCACAAUAAGUGAGCAUGCAGUUAAACUAUCAAAAACUCUCUGGGAUCUCAUUACAAAUCUUGGAUUGACUGCCGAAAACGCAUUGGAUAACCCGAUUCCAGUUGAGAAUGUCAACGGGAGGAAUAUGGAAAGAAUUGUCCAAUUCUGCGAACGCCACAAAUAUGAUGAGGAGGAACAGGCAUAUACGAACUUUAUAAGAGAGUUUGUCGUUCCGGAAUGGGAUCGACAACUGCUGAGUAUCGAUAAUGAGGAACUUUUUCAAUUGAUUCUGGCAACCAAUUAUCUCGAUAUUCCAAAACUAAUGGACUAUUGCUGCAGAGUUAUUGGUGAUAUGGCGAAAGAGAAAACUCCAGAAGAGCUGAGAAUUAUUUAUGGAAUUCCGACUGACGCAGAAGAUGACGCACUGGAAAGAUCUGCUUCCGAUUCACCAGGACCAUCAGGAUAA
Molecule: messenger RNA, 540 nt
Organism: Caenorhabditis remanei
Lineage: Eukaryota; Metazoa; Nematoda; Chromadorea; Rhabditida; Rhabditidae
Exons: 1
Coding region: 1-540 (179 amino acids)
Biological process (GO): SCF-dependent proteasomal ubiquitin-dependent protein catabolic process
Cellular component (GO): nucleus; cytoplasm
Molecular function (GO): cullin family protein binding
Source: RefSeq, a predicted model, not a curated record